AUGGCCAUGAACGUCCUCUCUCAUACUACAAGCCCCUCCUACGAACUAACAAUGGACUCCUCCAGCGCCCCCACUGCCAACACCGACAGCACCACCGACAGUACCACCACAGCUGCAUCCACUAAAUCCGGAUCAGGAGGGCUUCGCAGAAGCAAUACCCUCAAGGCUUACCUCGCCAACAAGAACAAGCUCAAGGAACGUCAAGCGAUCAAUGUCAUCGUCGAUCCCACCGUCCUCCAGCACCACGGAGAGUCCUCGAGCUCUGAUCCCGAGGUUGACGGACCAUCGUCCCCCCUCAAGUCCGUGCCCACAACCCCCAGUACCGGGGCCCCUCUCAUGUCUCCUCUCAUGUCCCCCGUGAGCGGCCGGAGAAUCGAUACAGACCUGGAUGUCCUGGACAAGGAGAAAAAGUCGAUUGAGGAACAACUCGCCACCAUCACACAGCAGCUGAACCAGCUCGAAUCCUCGCCCUCGCCCUCGCCCUCGCCCUCGCCCGUAUCGCCAUCAAAGGAGGAGUUGGUCGAGAAGCGGACCUUGUUCUGCUCACAGUUGGAUGCUCUGCUGCAGAAGCGUCGUGAGCUCCUCCAGAGUUGGACCCGUGACUAUAAAAGCCUGAAGCGGUCUGGUUCCCUGGCCAAGCGACAGGACGAUCUUUUUUGGGUUACCACUGCCUAG
Molecule: messenger RNA, 675 nt
Organism: Gamsiella multidivaricata
Lineage: Eukaryota; Fungi; Mortierellomycota; Mortierellomycetes; Mortierellales; Mortierellaceae
Exons: 1
Coding region: 1-675 (224 amino acids)
Source: RefSeq, a predicted model, not a curated record